AUGCUGCAGUUGAAUGAACAAACUGGAUAUUUUGAACCGCUCUUUGAAAAAGAAAAUAUUUGCACUUCCAUCCCACAAAAUGAGGAGGAAGUGGCUCUUAGUGAGAACGAAAAAAGAAAGAAGGCUCAAAAAUUAAGGCUUUUAGGCAUGACUUAUACAGGGCAACAAGUUGUUAGAGAAGAAGAUAAAAUUAGAAUACAAGAAGUUACGAAACCAAACAGAAAAAUGAGAGAAACGCCUUGUGAACAUGGAGCGGCUAAAAUUUCCGAAAGAAGUUUUGCCUGCGCUGCAAUAUCCGAUAAUAUGUGCGCAGAUAUAUUUCAUUAUUUUUGGCAAAUCCUUACAUGGGAUGCUAAGAAAGCCUACGUAAACGGCCUUAUCCAACCAAGGCAGAUUGUUCGUCGUAGAAAUGUCUCCGCAGAUGUUAAUAAAAAGAAUUGCGGGUUUGAUUGCUAUUUACCGGGGCUUGACGGUAUUAAACUACGUGUUUGCAAACAGUUAUUUUUAGCCACAUUAUACUUAAAAAAAGAUGUUAUACAGUUGUGGAUAAGGUCGAAGUUCGACAUUGAUGUAACAAAUAGUGGAGCGAUUAACAUAGUCAGAAGAGUAGCUGCUGAUAGUUCUAAUCGGGCUGGUACCCGGGUUCUUAGGUCUGAGUCAGUUAUGAAAUGGCUUGAAAUAAUACCAAAGGAACCCAGCCAUUACUGCCGAAGCAACACUAGUCAUGUUUAUGUGGAAGCCUCUUUCGAGUCAAUGACACACAUGCAUACGGUCUACACAGCUUGGUGCCAAGAGAACAACUAUUCUGCAGUACAAAGAAAACGGUUUCAGGAAAUUUUAAAAGAUAAUAAAAUUUAA
Parnassius apollo (apollo) is the source of this 858-nucleotide messenger RNA. The record is from the annotation of a GenBank genome assembly. Lineage: Eukaryota; Metazoa; Arthropoda; Insecta; Lepidoptera; Papilionidae.